UCUCUCUACACCAGGUUGCUCAAAGCCCCAUUCAGCCUGGUCUUUAAUGCUUCCAGGGAGGGGGCAUUCACAACCUUCCCCACUGAGAAGGGGCCAUACUUCAGCAAAUUACAAUAAGCCAGAUUUCAGUAACUGUAGCACAUUUGAAUCCACGUUCAAGAAGAAAAUAGAAAAUAUUCUAUUUCUCUUUUCUAUAGUAUUUGGCAGUGCUGGUGCAUACAGUUAAAGAUUGCCAACAGAGAUAGCCAUAAUAUUUUGUAUCAUGCAGUUCAUUAAAGGUUGUUAACUUCUACACGUGAGACUGCUCAAUCCUUCCUCCCUCCUCCAUCUCCUUGUUUUAGAACAGCCCAUAAGAAUGAAAAAUGAAGAGAAAUCCCUCUUUAUCACAGGUAGCUGCAAUGCUGAAAGAGCAGGCAGCAAAACUCAGGGGCUUAAAAGAACCAUUUGGUAACACGGCCCUCACAACAACCUCAGUGCCCUGGAGUGCCAGUGAAGGCCGCCUGUCCCUAAUCAUCUAUUAACAGACACGCUAUCUUGGUUGAUAUUUCAUUUGGUUUUGUGCAUUGUUAGAGACAGAAAGAGUGCUAUUUCACAGACUGCCUCUUAACUCACUCAGAUCCCGGGAAGUUAAGUUUUUAUUAUGUUUAACGUCUGUCCCCCUAAUGCCAGAGAAGCCGACCCCUGACACACCCUUAGGCUGCUCGCUUCUGAGGUGACGGUGCCAUCUCGUGGCCAAACGGUAACGCUUCCAGCUGCCAUCCUACGACUCGCUAGCAACACUUCUUGUUGCCGUCCUUACAAAAUGACCACUUCCAGUACAGGCAGUAUCGGAAGCAACAGCAAGCCUUACGAAAUAUUAAUGGCAACUAAAGAGAGGAGGCCGAUUAAGAUUCACGAAAGGAGAGGAGAAGGAGUGUGAGGAGCCAUGCGAGGCGGCAGCCGCCAGCCGGCUUCAACCAUUACUCCCCACACAGCUGCACGCGCCCCCUCCCGCCCUCCGACAGCGCCUCCAACGGCCGCCCGGUAGCAGCGCGGACGAGGUGCGAGUCGCCGUAACUACCCGGCUCAGGCCCCUCCCCUCGACUCGACCACGCCCCCCCUGUCCUCCCCGCGCAUGCGCAGUGCGAGUCGCCGUUUUCCCGCCCGCCGCGGUACUGCAGGGUUCUGUAUGAGGGGUGGGCUUGCUGUCAGGGAGCGCCGUGGGGUCAGCGCCCACCGGCAGCGCCGAGCACACGGCGGUGCUGGGGCUGGGGAGGGAGCGGGAGCUCUGGGUUGGGCGGGUAGGGCGCUGGCUGAGCCUCAAUGUGAGGAGGGGCCCCGUGGGUAAGGGUGGGCUCCCGGUGGGAUCGGCGCGGGAAUCUCACCGGGGUUUGCUUCUCAGUUAAAGGAUGAAAGGCAGCAAGGAGCUGUUCUUGGUGAAAUUCGUCAAAUCUUCUGGGAGCUCGGAGUAUUUCUUGAAAGCUUUGGAGUCUAUAAAAGAAUUUCAGUCAGAAGAACAUCUCCAGAUUCUUGAAGAAGAAGCAGCACUCAAUAUAAAAGAAAAUGAUAAAUCCCUUUACAUUUGUGAUCCUUUCACGGGUGUUGUUUUUAAUCAUCUCAAAAAGCUUGGUUGUAGAAUUGUUGGACCACAGGUAGUCCUGUACUGCAUGCAAUCCCAGAGAUGCGUCCCAAGAGCUGAAUAUCCCGUGUAUAACAUGACCAUGGCUGACGUAACAAUAUCCUGUACCACCUUAGACAAAGAUGUUCGGGAAGAAGUUCAUAAAUAUGUACAAAUGAUGGGUGGACGUGUGUACAGAGACCUCAAUAUGUCAGUAACUCAUCUUAUAGCAGGAGAAGUUGGCAGCAAGAAAUAUUUAGUAGCUGCUUCUCUGAAAAAACCUAUUUUGCUUCCUUCUUGGGUUAAGACACUGUGGGAUAAAUCUCAGCAAAGCAUGAUGAGAUACACUGAGGUUAACAUGGAAGACUACACUUGUCCUGUGUUUCUUGGCUGUACAAUUUGUGUGACUGGCUUAAGUAGUUCAGACAGGAAAGAAGUCCAGCGCCUCACGACUGAACAUGGUGGGCAGUAUUCAGGGCAACUCAAGAUGAAUGAAUGUACUCACCUCAUAGUUCAGGAGCCAAAAGGUCAGAAGUACGAAUGUGCCAAAAAAUGGAAUGUCCACUGUGUGCCUUUGCAGUGGUUUUCUGACAGCAUUGAGAAGGGCUUCUGUCAAGAUGAGACAAUGUAUAAAAUAGAGACUGGAUCAAAAUUAAGCAGUACACCCAGUACCUCGACACCCACCAGUCACGCCAGCAAGCUUGACACUCAUUCCCUUUCGGACGUCAGCUGCAUUUCCAGUGUAAAUUUGAGUAGAGUUAAUGAAACUGCUUGUAGUUCUGCAAUGAGCAGCAGACUGGAUCCUCCUCCUGAUGAGUUGGAGAACUUGGACAUAAGCUCUUUUCAAGCUCCUGAAGAUUUAUUAGAUGGCUGUCGAGUCUAUCUAUGUGGCUUCAGUGGUAGGAAGCUGGACAAGAUGAGAAGGCUUAUUAACUGUGGUGGUGGUGUUCGAUUUAAUCAGCUUAAUGAAGAUGUUACCCACAUCAUUCUGGGGGAAAACAGUGACGAGCUGAAGCACUUUUUGGACAAGAUGCUUCACAGGCCUCAUAUAGUGACAGCAAAAUGGCUACUGGAGUCAUUUAAUAAAGGCUAUCUCUGUCCAGUGGAGCAGUACAUCCCUCAAAACUACCAGCUAUUUAUGAAUACAGUUUUGGAACAACCUGAUGCAAAGUUAGUUCUUCCCAAAAACAACAGCAUCUUGAAGAAAAAAGCUGUGAAUGUUGUAAAGCUCCAGAAAGCUGCAGAAGAUGACUUCCUCUCUCAGUAUGUCAGUAAUGAUUCUACAUUAGUUGAAGCUGAGAAAUUAGCAUCUGGUAGCUUCAAUGAUGUUACUCAUGUGACUGUUCAGGAAGAGAAUCAGUCUUCUGUCUGUAAUGGUUCUUUGGGAGAGCCUUCUGCACUGGAUGAAGGAGGUUUAUUUGCCAGGAAGAGAUUUCUUCUUUUGGGUUUUGGAGAAGAAGAUGAGUCCUGCAUUGCAGAUCUGAUUAAGGAGCAUGCUGGGAAAACUGUGCCACUGCAAAGCAGAAUCAUUGCAGACUAUGCUGUGGUACCUUUAUUGGGGUGCUCUGUGGAGCCAACUGUUGGUGAUGUUGUCACGAAUAUAUGGCUGGUAACGUGUGUGGAACAGCAGCUCCUCUUAGAUCCCCAGUCCAAUCCACUUUUCACACCAGUCCCAGUAAUGGAAGGAGUUACUCCUUUGGUGGACUGUGUUCUUUCUUUUAGCCAAUUUACUGGUGCAGAGAGAGACUCCCUGGUUUAUCUGGCAGGACUUCUAGGAGCAAGAGUCCAAGAAUUCUUCGUGAGAAAAGCCAAUGCAAAAAAGGGAAUGUUUGCAAGUACCCAUCUUGUGGUGAAAGAGCCGGAUGGUUCCAAGUAUGAGGCUGCAAAGAAGUGGAAUUUGCCUGCAGUCACUGUAGCUUGGCUUUUGCAGUCUGCAAGGACAGGAAAGAGAGCAGAUGAAAGCAAGUUUUUGGUUGAACAUGCAGAUGCUGAAGAUGAGAGUUCCAUUACUAAACUUAGCAAGACACCACCAACUACUAAAUUUCCCGAUUCUCCAGAACGACCUGCUUAUCUCCACAAAGCUGGAAAAAAACCAGCCGUCACCCCUCUUGAUAUCAACAGGUUUCAGAGUAAAGCUUUCCAAGCUGUAAUCUCUCAUCGUAUUGGGAAAGCAACAACUCCUCCUGCACCAGGAGGACUGCUACAAAAAGAACCAUCUUUACACCUUGAUACACCAUCAAAAUUUCUUUCCAAAGACAAGUUAUUCAAGCCUUCUUUUGAUGUAAAGGAUGCUCUGGCAGCUUUGGAAACUCCAGGAGGCCUUGGUCAAAAGAACAGGAAGCUGAGCACACCUCUUUCUGAAGUCAUUGGCAGAAACCUGAAAUUGGCACUGGCAAACAGCUCUCGGAAUACAGAAGCUCUUACUGCCAGCCCUCAGCUGAAGGCUGCACAGCCAGAAGUGGAGGAAGAACCCAAGCCUCUAGCUGGUGUUGUUAUAUGUGUUAGUAAAAAACUUAGUAAGAGGCAAAGUGAACUGAAUGCUAUAGCAGCUUCUCUUGGUGCAGAUUACAGAUGGUGUUUUGAUGAAACAGUAACGCACUUCAUCUACAAGGGAGGACAAAACGACAACAACAAGGAAUAUAGAUCAGUUAAAGAACGAGGAAUACAUAUUGUUUCAGAACACUGGCUUUUAGAGUGUGCCCAAGAAUAUAAACGGCUUCCUGAAUCUCUCUUUCCUCACACUUACAAUCCCAAAAUGAGCUUGGACAUCAGUGCAGUGCAAGAUUUCAGGCCCUCCUCUUCCAGUAAGCUUCCACCCACUGGAAAACCAGCAGAAGAAAAUGAGAUUAUUCCAGUGGAUGAAGAUGAUGCUGAAGAUGAUUUAACUACUGACCAAAUAAAGGAAACAGUUGGCACAGGAGAAGAGCACAUUGGAAUAAGUGAAUCCAAGGGAGUUUUAACCCAGGCGCUGGAAAUGAGGGAGAGCUUCCAGAGGCAGCUGCAGGAGAUCAUGUCUGCCACAUCAAUAGUGAAACCACAAGGACAAAGAGGAUCCCUUUCAAGGAACAGUUUUGAUAGUUCUCCAGCCACUCCUGAUAGCGCACGGUCUGUGCGAAAUGGCCGCAGCAGGGCCUUGGAAGCUCUAAGGCAAUCUCGUCAGGCUCUCACAGAUAUCAACACAGAGCCAUCCCAGAGUGAGCAGAUCAUCUGGGAUGAUCCUACAGCAAGGGAGGAGAGAGCGAGACUCGUCAGUAACUUUCAGUGGCCUAACAGUCCUUCCCAGUACACAGAGCAAGCUCAGAGUAACGUUAAUAGGAACAUGGAUGAGUCUACCUUCAAAGGGUCCAUAGCUGAUGCAGAGAUUGCUGGUAUAGUUGUUCCUGAGGCCGGAGAUGGAGAUACGAUUGAAGAUCUGAAGAAUCUUGUAUGUAGAGAUCCUGAAACGCCCAUUAAAGAUCACUUGAUCCCAACUCCGCAGGCUCCCAGCAUUGCAUUCCCACUGGCUAACCCUCCUGUGGCACCACAGCCCAAAGAAAAGGCUGUUAAAGAAGAUGAGAAGGUAGAUGAAGAACCAGAAAAAUGCCAUAAAUUUCAGCUAUCUUCUCUUAAUCCUCAAGAAAGAUUUGACUACUGCCAUCUGAUUGAGGAAUUAGGCGGAAUAGUACUUGAGAAACAGUGCUUUGAUCCAAGUUGCACACACAUUGUUGUGGGACAUCCUCUUCGAAAUGAGAAAUUCCUGGCCUCGAUGGCAGCUGGAAAGUGGGUGCUUCAUCGUUCCUACCUGGAGGCAUGUAGAGGAGCUGGCUGCUUUGUUCAGGAAGAAGAUUAUGAGUGGGGAAGUGAUUCCAUACUUAAUGUUUUGCCUGGGAUCAAUGUAAACCAGAAGAAGCUAGCGCUUGCAGCCCUGAGGUGGAGGAAAAAAAUUCAUAAAGGAAGGCAAGAAACUGGAAUUACUGAGGGAGCGUUCAGUGGCUGGAAAGUGAUCCUGAAUGUUGAUCACACCAAGGAAGCCGGAUUCCGACGCCUUCUUCAGUCAGGAGGAGCAAAAGUGUUUUCUGGUCAUUCUGUGUCUUUCUUCAAAGAAGCAACUCAUCUCUUUGCUGACUUCAGUAAGCUGAGGCCAGAUGACACCAGGGUGAACGUAGCAGAGGCGGCAGCCCAGGGAGUGAACUGCUUGAAGCCAGAGUACAUUGCAGACUUCCUCAUCCAGGAUCCGCCUCCCCCAAUGGAGUCUUACUGCCUGCCAGAAGCUGAGCAUUGCUUCCAGAACAGCAAAGAACUUGGGACUGGAUUAUCCCAGAAAAGAAAAGCACCGGAAGAAACGAGCAGAGUCAAGCGAUCCAGAAUGCACUGAGAAAGUUCUGUGCUUUUAAUUUGUACAUUUUAUAUAUUCGUAUUUAUAUUUUUUCAUCCUCACCACAAAAAUUAAAAGCUUUGAAUCUCACUUCUAAUUUGUCCUGAGAUUAAAAUAAGUUUACAGUAAUAUUCAUAGGGAAGAUCUCUUUCAUUACCGGUGCUGUUAAUGAUUUGGUUUAGGGACAGCAUUGUAUAAUAAAUAAAUACUUUGAGAUGCUUAGCACAACUUUAUGUCUGUGUAGUAGGGAAAACACCACUUGAUAAGAAAGCCAUUGCCGUGGAUGGUCAUUCCAGUAAUGGACUUAUAUGUUGAGUAUUUCCUGUUGGUUUUGCCCCAAGAGAAAAUACCAAAAGAGAAACUGGAUUUAAAACAGACAAACAGCUUAUAAAUUUUAAUAGUAAAUUAAUUAUUCUAUAAAAAACUUCAAGUUUUUGCCAUUCCAAGUACUACCAAAUGUGUUAAUGAAUGCCAGUUGUACCACUUGCUUUGGGGUCACAUACUGAAGAUAAUGCUGUUUACUGAUACCUUAAAUACCACAGUUUGGAAUUAACUUUGCAUUUCACUGGUGAUGUUGCUUUGGGUUUUUAUAUAGGUAAUGGGUAUUAGGAGACAAGACCCAAGAGGAUGUAGGGUAUUUUUUUGGUUGUUUAUUUUUUCUCCUCUGCCCUCAGAAAAUGCUGCUAUGGAAGGGUAGUGCUACUAUUCACAUUUCACAGCUAAGCUUCAGAGAUGUCCGGAAGCCACACAAGUCCUGUGAGUACUGUAACACCUGGGGGCUGGACAGAAGGGCAGACUUGGUACAGUGGGCUUCUAAGUUUGAAUAGCUCUCCAGCUAUUUCUUCAGCACUCUUUUGAAGAUUUGUACAGCUGCUGACAGUGCCCAAGUGGACACCUGCAAUGCAAGGAGCCUGGGCUGUCACUUAGGCAGGGCACAAGUGAAGCAAAGAGGACAGCAAGAGAAUUUCUGUCCCACAUCUUGAACACCACAUGACAGCAUGCUGCUGUCAAGUCACAGGUGCCUGCUGUCAUUGCUUGGAGUCACUGGACAGAUGAACACAGACAAACCUGGAAGUUUAAAUUCAGUUGCUGCUGUUAAGAUAAAUUUAUUUUCUUCAGCUUUCUUUACAGGAAACAUCACAAAAGUGCUUUACAGAGUUUGAUACCAUUACUCUAACAUGAGACAAAAGUAAAACAGAGGUGCGCACUGCACAGUCAGAAGUUGGCAUAUGCAGAAACCAUGAGAGGGAAACCAGGGUAAAAAAAACUACUGCCAAAAAUAUAUAUGUAUAUAUAUAUAUAGCUUAGGUUUUGAACUUAAAUUAUUACUAUAAAGAUAUAUAAAUAUACAGGCACCAGUAGGUUCCUGUGUUAACUGUGAGGGGCCACACAGUGAUAGUCUUGUAUUCCCCUGUGCUGGACGGGCUCCUGGCCAACCCUUUUCCCAGCCAGACAGUAUCCUCCUUUCUUUUGUACUGCUGUAAGAACUCAAGGGGCUUUAUCUUUGUUACUUCAGGUUGGCUGUAGUGCUGAAGUUUUCCUGUACAUUGCUGAAAGUAAAUUUAAUUUCAUAUUUUCAUUUAUAGAGAUGUCCUCUUUGCUGUGUCGUCUUGUUAUUGAACCAAACCAAACACACCCUCUAGGCUGGACCACGCUCCUACUGCCCAGAUGAGGCAGUUGUGCUUGAACUAACAAGUUACCAGUCACGUAACUCCAUUCCUUCUCAUAGCUCAUCUGUUUUACUGCAACAAGUGCUACUCCUUUCAUUUUGCUGCAUUAUGUUGGAGUGAGCUGUCAUGGAUCUUGACAUCUUGAGCGUUUGAGGAUCUUGACAUCAAUUCUUCAGGAUUCAAGAAUAUCAUAUUUACUUACUGAACAUUUUGCAGCAGCAGCUGUGUACGUGGUGCUAGAGCCUAGAUUGGUGAUGUACAGCAUGAUCCUGACUCACGAGUUCUUGCUUACAGAACUGCUCUCUCAGUAAAUGGUCAAUGAGGUACCUGGCUCAAGAUCCUUGGCAGGGUAAUAAUACAGCUGAACAAAAGAAGGGAAUAUCGUAGUGAAGAAAGGUCAAAUACUUGAGAGUGGCACUACGGUUUGAGCUGCAAGAAAGCAAAUGUCUAAAAAACAGCCAUGCCAGCUUACAAAGCCAGUUUGCCUUCUACCUAAAUUCCCAGACUAAAGAUGCAGUGCAACCAGCAAGAGCUCGUCAGCCCUGAGGGAUACAGAGUGGUUAAGUAACACAAGAGGCAUAGGGCCAACACAAGGGCAGCAGCACAGCUACAUCUUUUAGAAUGUGUAGGAAAGACCCUUAAGAACUGUGUUGUGAUCUUCCUCUGCUUUCUAACUGGAAUUGGUGGCGGGAUGGGAGAAAAACCUCACCUCCACCCUACAGAUUUGAUAGAGUCCCCAGCAGCCACUAUUCUAAGCACUACAGGUAGAACACCUAACAUAAGGUAUCAUCCUCUCAACCACAGAUCAUUGCUAAUAGCAGAAAGCAGCUGUUUUAUAUGACAUAAUAUUCCAACACUGAAAGAGUACAGCUCCUAAGAGGCAAGCAUACAUCCAGACAGUCUGAGUCUUCUUUCAUCAUACCACCUUCACUCUAUUCUUAACUAACUGUUGCAUUCCUGGUAAAUCAAUUAGUACUUAAAGACUGAGACCUUACUUAUAGUUGUAUGACAUUUAACCUACAAGGUGAGCACAUAAAGAGAUGAAACAAGCCACAACAACUAAGCCUGCCCCUGUAUUGCUGCACUACCUUCAUGUGAAAUAUAAUCUAAUUUCAGUGUCCAGUUAAGUACUGCACGGGGUUGCAUUAGAGCAGGCAUGCCUGAGCACUCGCUGGUCAAAGCAAGGAAUGAAUAUGCUUGCUUCAUCUCUGCCAUGAACAAAGGAAAGAGUAACACAGAAAUUUAAGUUUGCCAUGGGCUUUGCUCUCUUGUGCUGGGUUCUGGCUGCUGUGAGAUCUCAAACCAAGUUUUAAUGAAACUGAGCCCAACCAACAGCAAUACAGAGCAACUCUACUGAAACCCAUGAAUUUAUGCUCCUGGAGAUCAGAGUAACAUACAUUUUACCUGCUUAGCAAUGUCUUUGCUCUCAUUUAGCAGCCGUAUUUAUGGUUUGAAUCAUUUUGUUAUUGUUGUGCAUAUUCUGAAAGAGAUACAGAACAAAUGGUUUCUUUAAAAGAAAAUGCAACAACAUUUUAACUAAUGCUCCUCUGUAGGUACAGUAUUUGAAAUAAAGCAGACAAUUACAGCUUGAUGACUUCAGUGCUGUAACAACUGAGCUAGAAAGAAAAUGUCUAUAUAGAAGGUAGACAAGAAAAGGUCAGAUUGAGUAAAAGACAUGAGCAAGUCAUGCUUGUCACUGAUAAGAACAGUGGAUUACAUACAUGACACUGAAGACUUCUGUAUAUAUGAUGGCAAAAUCCAAUGCCCAUAGAAAAUUAAUAGGUUUGUCAGCAUUAGGGAAAGUGGUGAUUGCCAGGAUAAGCUAACUUGUAAACCUGGCAAAGAGCAGCAAACGUCAACAGGAAAAACAAAAGGCAAUGAGUAGUGGAAAGGCUUUAAACCACUUACACAUGCUCUGGUGGGUUCUGAUUAGUUGUGAUCUUUCAAGGGGACGAUCUAGGCAUCGCCAUGGCAGCUUGAUGAAGACAUCUACUCAAUGUGCAGUCAAGAAAGCAAACAGAACAGUAUGGAAAAAUAUUACAGCAUAAAUUUCAGCUGGGAGAGGCAGUAAGAACAAGGCAGCUUAUUUGUAAAGGGAAAGAACAGAUGAUGAUAGUCUUAGAAUUCUCCUACCUACCAUAUAACAGGAGGGUAAAGUGGCCUCAAGGCCACUUUAAGCCUGUUACCAGUCUGUUGACCUCACUGCUGCAUGAAAAAUACCACUCAUCAUCACCCUAAAUGCAUAAAAAAUCCUCCUACGUUUCGCUUUAGCAUUCAUCAUUCAGCUAGUAGAACAUCCCCUCCAAAGGAACUGCAGUAGUCUGUUGAAAUCUAACAGUAAUCACUUCUGACACAGAAUCAUCACUGCUGAUACACAUUAACAACUGUCUUACAGGUGCCAUAAUGAUAAAAACAUCAGUAAGAGAAAUAGCUGCUGGGCCUCAUCUCUCUCUGUACAGUCCCACCAGAGGUCUGAUUUGCCAGCACACAUGCCACCAUUAUGUUCUCUACUGCUAUUUGGAGCCCUGCUGUAAAAGCUGAGCAAUGAACCUUGAAAUCACCCACAGGCAAAGGCAUAUUCAUAACAACUAUUUCUUCAUGCUCCUCCCACUGCACUUAACUGCUAGAACAGCAGAAAUAGUAAAUAAAGCAAGCGUCUCUUCUGCAUCUGUAUUCCUCUCCCUUCCUAGCUCCUCCUCUGCUUACUCCCAGUUCUGAACCACAUCACCCUGCAUCCUGACACAGCUACAUGCUUUCCGGAGUGAACAGCUCUAGUUUCUAGCAAUUUGAGCAAGCCUUACAACAGCCACAUGACAAGAGACGGCUCUGAGCAGAACUUUAUUUCAGCCACGGGUUUACAAAAUACAGCAAUGCUGAUUUUGAUGUAUUCCAUGUAAAAACAGAAAGCCUUAUAUUAAGACACCAUUUGGGUUGCACAGUUAACCAGAGAGGAAAUGCCUGUUAGGGCAAGGUUCAGGCUGAGCACUCUGACCAUGCUUAUUAAAAUAACCAUCUAAUUAUGUAAUACUUGACUAGAGCAUGGGUUACAUUCUGCAAAAAUAAGUUCUCUCCGGAGUAGCAUGAAAUACUCUAACAAAAGCUAAUGCAAGGAUGUUUUUAUAACAAUUUUCAGUCCUUCUGCAGCACCAGGACUUCCUCUAAGAACACCUCUGGCCUCACAGCACUCUUGUGAGGUAUUUUUUGCACAGCUGGGGAAGCUGAGGCAAAGUGAAACCAAGUUACUCCAAGUUAACACAGCAGCUCAGAGGGAAACCAAGGCCAAACCAAGCCCCACUCUUUUGGCCCUGCGCUCUGGCUACAGAACAUUUGCUUCUUUUCACUUCAUAAGGUUGUAUGAUGAUGAUAGGUUUCCAUUCCUGCUUUUGAGAUGCACUUUUUCUGAUGAUUUAUUAAUACUACGGUGCAUUUUUAAUACUUAUAUGAAAGCUUGCUUCCUAAUAAGACCUUUGUACUAUCUUGGAAUUUGUCUUUUCCUGGUUCUCUUUCUAGGUAAGUGGUUACACACAGCCUCAUACCAAGGCUAAACUCCACCCUCUCUCUAGGCAGAAAGAAACAGGACGCCCUCUCGAACUACUGAACUUCAAAUACUUCUGUUGAGUUACAGGGAUUCGUCACUUCUGAAAGCAGUGCUGAUCUCUGCAGCACUGUCCCUCCUACCCAAGAGCUCACGCUCCGUUCCCUGCCUCCUGCUGUGCAUUCAGUACUGCCACGUAGCAUAAAGCCUCCCUGUUCCUUCCCAUUUAUCUCCUGGUGUUAUACUUAAUUUCCAUCUUCUCCUUAUUAAUAAGAUUAUUUUCUAUUCUGCUUCGCACAGAACACGGCAAAGCUACAUCUGUGCUUUAGAAGCCAAGCUAUAAUACACAAAAAUUACCUUAACCCAAACCAGUUCUGUCGUCUUUUCUUUUCCCAUCUGCUACAGCUUGCAGCUUCUUAUGUUAUAUCCAGACUAAAAUGACUUUUUGUUUUUUCCUGAAUAAUGUACUGGCAAACACACCAGAUUUUCUGUCCCCUUUUACACACUUGCUUUCUGAAUCCAAAAACCACAUGCAAGUCUAACACUGCUUGAGCAGAGUUAAAUAUAUUUAUUGUAAAAGCAAACUCCAUCAUGUGAAGUCUUAUCAAUUUUGCAUCAUCCCCCUGACCUAAACUGCAUACAAACCUCUGCCUUGUUGUGGUGAAAAAUCGACAGAUGGAGUCAAACACCAAAAAAACCCUCAGCCCUUAUAACAUCAGAUUUCUAACACAAUUUGUGCUUUUAGUAACUCAGCUAUUCCUAUGUUUAAGAGUAACCUUGGACGUGAUGCUACAGCUAACUGCAAAGACAUAACUGAGGCAGCAGGAGAUGGCCACUUCUCACCAGCUCCCUUUACCAGUGGGUAAGAUAAAGCACAACUGAACCAGUGAGGGGCAAAGUAGGGGCAACAACAAAACUGAUCCUCUCCUCCAUUUCUCAUUAGCUCAAGCACAUACAUAUGCCAGAUUCCUACAACAGGCACUUGGGAAAUCCAACUUUUUGUUUUGCUUUUUUUUUUUUUUUUUUUUUAAGUGGCAAAAGCUAGGCAAUCUAAGCACUGCAACACCAAGAACCACAGAUGUGAACUGCUCCUUUCCCAAUAAGUAACACAUGUAUACAUGUUCUCCUACCAGGCUGCAAAUUUUAUGGCCUUAAUAAGUUACAAAGCCUAUCGUUUAAAGGAAAAAACAACAACAACAAAAAGUAACAUCAAACAUUCAAAAUGGACAUUAAUAAUCCACUACUAAAGCAUGUUACAUGUUAUGAAGUUCCUGAAGCGCUACACAACACUUUACAACUGGUAUUAAGCAGCUCACAUUUACAACUGACAAUCCUUCAUUUAUAGCAGAAGCCUUCCAGAAGCACUGUGAAGGAAUGAAACUGGCAUUUUUUGCAUGCCUCCAAUGAAUGCAUCAACAAAGCAGAAAGUGGGUUUUCCUCAGUCUCAAAAGCACACUGUGCUUCUAGAGUACUGACUUUCAAAGCUUUAGGAAUGCAGAGGAGCUAAUUGUUACAAGGAAGAUACUGACAACUGGCAUUUUGAUAGCUGCUAGCGAUGGUGUUUAACACAAGAAAAUAUUUAACACAAGAAACACUAAAGGAGCCUAACAUUCUGUACUGCAGAAAUCUGCUGCGCUUUUUUUUUCUUCCCCCCUUUUAUGCCUCCAGAAGGAAUCUGGAAUGAUAUGCUUAAGACCCCCAAAAUAGUUCUCAGUAGCAGAUGGACUCCUGUGAGGCUGCUGAACAGCAGCAAAACGAGGCUUUUCAUUCCUUAGUUUAGCAAAGCCAGCUUAAGUGAAAAGCACAAAGCAUCAUUCACAUUCAAUUCAGUCUCAGAACAGCACUAUGCAGUGGCAGUCAGAAGACACUGACAGGUGGCCAACUUAAAAUUCAUCUUGAUGUGCAUUGCUGUAAGCUGCUGGACGUGGCACACCUGAGCAGAACGCUGACUACCCACUGUAUGGUUUGCUCCUUAAGAGAUCCAAACGCAACAUGCUCGCUCAGCUGUAACAGGGUUAUAAGCUAGAACUGAAGGUAAAGAUUCAUUCCACUCCAGAAUCCAUGUAUAUUUCCAUUUUAUUUCAUUUUAAGCUGUUACAGGGUUUUUUUUAAACUGCCAGAGGUUAUGCCCAAAAACUCAAAGAUGGUACAAUGGACAGUCUCAUCUACCCUUCGUACAGUAGAUUAGAACUUGAUUCAUGUGCAUUGGCGACUUCAAUCGCUUUAGAGAAUCAGGAAAAAUGUUUUAAGAUUUCACAUUUCUACCACAUCAAGUGACGUGCCCAUUUACCAUGAAUUCCACAGAAAUCUUGAGUGACACAUCAACAGUUUUGCUGGCAACAAGGUAUUUCCAAGGAAAUACAUGGCUAAGAGCUCAAGGUAUUGGUACCAGUCUUUCAGCCGGGUGGUUUCCAAAGUCUGACUGAAAAGAGUCUCUCGAGCCCUCUCUUUAAUAGCAGCUUCUAGCAGAAAUUUUAAAGACUUAACUUUGCAAGAGCAAAGCCAAUUUUAGUCUGUGCGCAGAAGAACCAGGUGAAACCCUGCCCACCAAAGUCAACAGCAAAAUUCCCAUUGGCCUCAGAGAAGUAAAUUUAAAGCAAGUCAGCAGUUAGACAAAAGGAACCCAACUAUGCACAAUUCCCAUACUAUCAUCAUCCUCUGCAAAUGCACAGUAUUCCCACACAAGCAAGCAAGUUUGGGUUUGUUCCCUUGUUUCUCUUGCCAUUGUGGCAAGUGGCAACACUUAGAGAUGUUGGGUUUUUUUUUUUUGGCAUUUACUCUGAGAAACAUCAACACUGGAGCAUGCCACUAUCAUACUUCAUUUUCCUUCUGGCAUAAGAAGAGAAAAAGUUACAGCAGAACACUUUUGGUACACAUCAGGUUUUGCUGACUGAACCAGUUAUGGGCAAUGUCCUGUACUCUUAGUGUAUCAGUGCCAUUUUGCCUACCUUCACUAAAUUAAUUCAGAAAUGACAGCGACUUAAAGAAGUCACUGCCUUCUGUUCUCACCCAACAUUCUGAUUUUAUUAAAUACCAUUUAUGAGUUUUACUUUGAGGAUUUCUGCCUCAAAAAGCCUGCAGGCUUUACCAAACUAGUCAAGCAAAUAAGGCGUAUCAAGCGUAAGUCAUCCCUCCGUACAACAAGUUAUUUGGUUAUUAAGUAACCACUGCCCUUUAACAGACAAAUACCCAUUCUUAACAAAGGAUAAUUCAUUUACUUUCAUCUGGUAUUACUAUUGCCAUGUAUCUCACAUUUUUUAAGAUGACAAAUUCAAAAGACUGCAGUUGGAGUCUGGAUACCUCUGUGUCAAAUCAAAACCCUUAGUGCCUUAGGGUGAGAAAAACAAACUUCAUGAUAAAAAACAAAAUAAACCCUAUUUCACUAUAAUAUUUCACUGUCAUUUAAAUACACUGUAAUUUGAUAUCAGAAACAAGGAAGGCAUUUUUUUUUUUGGUGGAAAAUAGAAAAAAAUGCUUAAA
This is a messenger RNA of Phasianus colchicus (ring-necked pheasant), 14636 nucleotides long. It is a transcript of the gene TOPBP1, whose product is annotated as DNA topoisomerase II binding protein 1. Lineage: Eukaryota; Metazoa; Chordata; Aves; Galliformes; Phasianidae. The record is from RefSeq and is a predicted model, not a curated record. Gene Ontology annotation, biological process: mitotic G2 DNA damage checkpoint signaling; mitotic DNA replication checkpoint signaling; DNA replication initiation.